This is a messenger RNA of Magnolia sinica, 1857 nucleotides long. RefSeq names its product chaperone protein dnaJ C76, chloroplastic-like. The record is from RefSeq and is a predicted model, not a curated record. The transcript is spliced from 4 exons. Lineage: Eukaryota; Viridiplantae; Streptophyta; Magnoliopsida; Magnoliales; Magnoliaceae. The coding region runs from base 51 to 1475 and encodes 474 amino acids.
UCUUUUUUUCAUACACCGCCCAAAAAUAAAAUCACUCAACAGAGAGAAACAUGCCUUCUUCAGGCCUCCUCCUCUACAAUCUCUCUCCUUCUUCCACCAUCAUCAGACCAUCAAAAUCCAACAACUUCAGCUUCUACUCUCCCAAAAGGAGAUUGCAUUGCAAUUCAGUGAGAUCCAACGGUGGUGGUUCUUCGCUCCUUGAUUAUGAUCUGUAUGAUCUCCUGGGCGUCGAUAGCUCCUCCAAUCAAGCCGAGAUAAAGAACGCCUACCGUUCGUUGCAGAAACGGUGCCACCCCGACAUCGCGGGGCCCACCGGCCAUGACAUGGCCAUAAUUCUCAACGAGGCGUAUUCGGUUCUCUCGGAUCCGAAUUCCCGGUCCGUUUACGAUCGGGAGCAAGCGAAAAUGGAAGAAUUCCGAGGUUACACGGGCAAACCAGUGUACUCGAUGUGGUUUGGAUCGGAGAAGGAAGAACGGGCCGUGUUCGUGGACGAAGUUAAGUGCGUUGGUUGCCUGAAAUGCGCCUUAUUCGCCCAAAAAACCUUCGCCAUAGAAUCUGUUUACGGGCGGGCCCGCGUCGUCGCGCAAUGGGCCGAUCCGGAGCAUAAAAUCAACGAUGCCAUACAGUCGUGCCCCGUCGACUGCAUCUCGAUUGUGGAGCGGUCCAACCUUGCUGCCUUAGAAUUUCUGAUGUCGAAGCAGCCACGUGGCAACGUCCGAAUGAGCUCAGGCAACGCCGUUGGGACACGUGUCUCCAACAUAUUCGUUGAUGUGAACAAGUUCCAGAGCAGGUUCCAUGAGAUGAAGGAAAAAGCCAAUAAACGGGAGUCGGAGGAGCCGGACCUCCAAAAAGAAGCAAGAAAUUCAGCCAUGCAAACGAUCAGAUCAAUCUCAAACUGGUGGUACUGGCAAACACCCACAUCUGCAAACCCCACCUCCGAAACUCGCCGUAAUCUGAUACAAAUCGCCGAGAAAUCAACGCAACCUGACACAGAACGGCUCCGAGAAGCAGUGGCCAAGCGUCGAGCAAGAGAAAACAGUCCGCCCACCAAUCAGAAUCCAUUGAAUUACAGACCCGGUGACGAUUACUGGACCCCAACGCACAUCCUCCCUCCUCCGACUCACCGUUCCGAGUCAAAGACAUCGAACUCACCACCGACUCGGUUGAAGGUCAAAGAAGAGACAGCUGGUGCAGUCAUUAGUAAGAAAUGGAGAAAUCCAAUGAGUUCGUGGAUUCCAAUCGCAAUGGCAUUAGUUUCAGAAUUUAUAGUAGGAUUCAAUGGUGGAGAUCGAACUGCGGGGCCGGGAUUGAAAGAACACGUAGGUGGUUCGAUGGUGUUGGAGAUUAUUAACAGCCCUUGGUUGCAGGUGAUCUUAGCAGGUCUAACAUGGUAUUUGAUCGGGGCGGCGAUGGUAGGCGCAGUACAAGUUCUUCAAAGCGAGAGUGGCGGUGCUGAAGAGCAAAAGGAACGGUGAUCAUGGCGUGGGCUGGAAUACAUGAAAUCAGAUGAUAAUUUAUAUAUGUAUUAUAAGUAAUUUAAACCACCAUUAAUGAAAAACGAGUACAAAUUAGGUCUUUUUGCCCGAGUCGACUCAGUGAAAUGACUAGGCCAGUCUGGUUGACUCGGUUCUUCAAAGAAUCCAUAUCAAUGUAUCAAGGUACCAGUGCUCUUAGGUGGCAUUUUUCACAUUUGGGUUGGAGAUAUCAAUUUGAUUCAAGGCUCUGGUACGAUGGACGAUCCAGACAGCAUAAUUCCUUGAGAGUGAAAGAUCCAAAGUGGUGACAGUGGCGGGCCGUCGUAUAUGAAAUCAGAUGAUAAUGUAUAUGUACAUAUUAAUAAGAAGUUUAAAUUAUAUA